AUGGGAAGGGCUCCUUGUUGCGAAAAAAUAGGGGUAAAGAGAGGGAGAUGGACUACCGAGGAAGAUGAGAUCCUCACUAACUAUAUUCAGACCAACGGUGAAGGUUGUUGGAGGUCUUUGCCUAAGAAAGCCGGAUUGUUGAGAUGUGGAAAGAGCUGUAGACUAAGGUGGAUAAACUAUUUGAGAAUGGACUUGAAAAAGGGCAAUAUCACAGCCGAGGAAGAAGACACCAUCUUCAAGUUGCAUUCCCUUCUCGGCAACAGAUGGUCUCUUAUUGCAACACAUCUACCAGGAAGAACAGACAACGGAAUUAAAAACUAUUGGAAAUCACAUCUUAGCCGCAAAAUUUACUCUUUCACUGCCGUCAAUGAUUUAGUACUAAAGAAGUCUUCUUCUUCUUCUUCCUCUGGAGUGGAAACCAAUAACAAUAUCAAAAAGAAGAAGGGAAGAACUAGUAGGUCAUCCAUGAAGAAACACAAGCAAAUGGUGACGGCCUUGCAAUGUUUCCAACCAUCCAAAGACUUCGAGAGUGAGAUCAGUGAUGGAGGGCACAAUGGUAAUUCGAAGGAGAGUCUUUGGAGCCAUACGAGUGGUUAG
Molecule: messenger RNA, 597 nt
Organism: Eruca vesicaria subsp. sativa (arugula)
Lineage: Eukaryota; Viridiplantae; Streptophyta; Magnoliopsida; Brassicales; Brassicaceae
Source: the annotation of a GenBank genome assembly